Molecule: messenger RNA, 1248 nt
Organism: Diutina rugosa
Lineage: Eukaryota; Fungi; Ascomycota; Pichiomycetes; Serinales; Debaryomycetaceae
Exons: 1
Coding region: 1-1248 (415 amino acids)
Source: RefSeq, a predicted model, not a curated record
AUGGCGUAUACACCACAACCACCGCAAAAAAACCCGUCGCUAGUGGGGUCACUGGUGCGGCUGGUCGACGACGACGGCGCUAAUGGCGCUGCUAGCGCCUCGCCCAGCGCCGCUCACCGGCGCCCGCGCCUGAAACCCCCCGCUAAGGGCGCCGUGGUGGACCAGCGAGGGGCGCUGAUCGACGAAUUGGCGCAGGAGGGGGCGUUGAUGGGCGACGAUGAGUACCAGUUUCUCGGGUCCCAAGGGGAGGUGGUGGCGGCGGAACAGGCGCCAGUGCAUGUUGAUGAAGACGGUAAUGAUCUCGACCAGCGGGUGGCUCAAUUGGCGAUCAAUCUCCACAAAAACCGUGGCCUGGCGCCGGAGCUGACGGCGGAGGAAGCAGCGCCGAAGACCACGCCCAAACCAGUGGCCGCUUCGAGCAACAACAUCUACCUGGCGCCUGAUCUCAGCGAGUACCAGCUCGACCACCAGAUUCAUGACCACUCGCUGUUUGUGUCGCUGUUAGAGUCCCCCCACAACCCAAAGAAGCUUCCGGGGUAUGUCGACCACCAGUCGCCGGCGCCCACUCAGAGAGCGCUGGUGCUGCGGACGCCGCUGGCGCCCGCGCAACCACUGCAACUGGCGCCGCCUCAAGUCAACGUCACCGACACCACCGACGGCCUUCACUCGCCUUACUGGCACACUGACCGGGACCUGCUGCGGAGCCGGGUCCGGGACUCGCUGAAGGGGCGCCUGCCGCUGAACCUGAGACUCACGGGGCGGCGCCACUUGGCUCGCGGCGACAACUACAAGACCGUGCACGACGAGCUGCCCUUAGGUUACGAGAUGCCGGGCAACUUGGAGCCGCCGGCGGAGGACGACGGCGACGGCGACGACGACCGGGUGACCCGUCACGGCAAGCGGACGAUGCUGGAGAAGCUCCAGAUCGCCGAGAGCGCGCUGGCGCCGCCGGCGUUCGGGGGGCUGCGCGACCCGCUGUUGGUGACGCUGGGCGACUACACCAACUUCAACGUCGACCUGCCCCACGCCUACGACGACCGCCUGAAGCUCAACGCCCAGCAGCGGCUCGCGCUGGCGUCGUACUUGCGGCUGAUCUCGCGGCUGCGGUCGCGCCCGGCGGCGCGUCGCGAAGCGUGUGCCAAAGACGAGGCCGACCCUAGCGAGCUUGUCCGUGAGGGCGCCUUGGUCAACGACGACUACGAGUACGCCGCCAUGGACAUCAAGGAAGAGGCCGAGCAGGCGGUGUGA